Cylindrotheca closterium is the source of this 1725-nucleotide messenger RNA. The record is from the annotation of a GenBank genome assembly. NCBI's taxonomy places the organism in Eukaryota, Bacillariophyta, Bacillariophyceae, Bacillariales, Bacillariaceae.
AUGUCGAAUCCAAACAACAACAACAGCAACAACAACAACCCUAAUGGCGAUGGCUUUAGUGAGUAUGAUGAUACCACUACUGGAUACGGCGACGAUGAUUAUGAUGAUUAUGAUGAUGGACUCGGUGAGACUGCCGCUUCAGGGUACGAAGAUUCCACCCUGCAAUCGGAGGAUCCUCCCUACAAUGAAUACGCGGAUGGUGCCGAGGACAAUGCUCGGUACAAUCCCGGUGUAGGUGAACGUUACGAUGCGAAUACAGAAGAAAACGAUGGAUACGAUACCAAUUCUCGAUUCAAUGAGUAUUCCAAUGAUGAUGCGGAAGACAAUGCUCGUUACAAUCCCGGAGUUGGAGAGACCUAUGAUGCUAAUGCUGCACAGGGUGCUCCACAACCUCGAUCUGGACCGACAGGACCUGCGGUUGGUACUCGCCAAUAUAAUGAUUACGAUUACGACUCUCAUUAUGACGAUCAAGAUACUGCCGCUGGUGGUGGUGAUGAUGAUUACGAGGAGGAGCAUGUUCCACUCAAUCCCAGUUUCCGAUCUUACAAUUUCGAUCCAAAUGCGGAACCCGACUUUCAAGAUGAAUACGAUUCGGAUGAUGAAGAAUUGGACGAAGAAGCGAGGAAAGAAGCUUCCUUCUACAAGGGCCGAGAAGCCUACGAAUAUCGUACCGAUGAAGCUCAAGAAGAAAAACGAGUGAAAAAGGUCAAGAAACGCAAUGCCCUCAAUGAGCAUGUUGGUAAAAAGGUUGUGGCAGCCGUUUGUUGCUGCUGCAUUUGUUUCAUUACCAUUUUGGUUCUUAUCUUGGUCAUGCUCGUCUUCAACGAAGGCGGAGACACGACCAUUUCAGGUGGCCGCGGUGGGGGUUCAAGUGGUGGACGAACUCCAAGACCCAGUCCUCGUCCUACCUAUCCCAUUCCACCAGCACUCCGACCAGCACUUGAAGGACGUCCCGAUGUCUUUCAACCAUGGAUCCGAUUGACAGAUGAACCCACUUUGUCCCAGUACCCCACCAAUGUGGCUUCGGCCAAUCCCACAAACUUGCCCACGGGACUUCCAACACCCCAUCCUACCAUUUCACCAGCUCCUACUCGGCCAGUACCGCCCACGAUUACCUUGGAUGCGGUCGCCGAUACUUACAUCUACGUCGAUGGCUUCUUUCAAUACGAAGCCUAUGGUGACGAAGAUUCCUUUUUGGUCCAAAAUGGAUUGGCCGAAUAUUAUGAAUUUGCCGAUGCCAUGGGUUUGAUCCAAUUCGACCUCAAGAUUCUACCCACCAAGCAGCAGAUGGACGACUAUGACGCUCAGGCCAUUUUGCGCCUCAAUCAUUUGCCCGUCAACUCCAAGUUUGCGGGCAGAGAUCCUGCCACCAUUUCGGUCCGCAAAUUGCUCAGCACCCCCAUGCGCGUGGAAACCCUCCACGGAGGUAUGGUGGAUCGAAAUCCAGAUGGGUCCAUUCUGGGGGAAAACAAAGUCACGGUGGGACUCAAUCAAGAUGUGGUCUUUAUGGAUGUCAGUGAUCUGUUGUAUCCCACCAACUUUACCGAUGAUGGAUACGAUAAAAAACAAUUGUUGCUCAUGCUCUUUAACAAUAGUACCGAGCAAGGUGAUCCCAAAUGGACCGAAUUGGAAUGGCAAGAUCAAGCGGGGGAUCGAUUCAAGUCUGUGGAAUCGGGAGAAGGUCCGUCCUUGACCAUUUCCUAUGUUCCAAAGACACCACCAUAG